This is a messenger RNA of Dreissena polymorpha, 1461 nucleotides long. RefSeq names its product U-scoloptoxin(05)-Cw1a-like. The record is from RefSeq and is a predicted model, not a curated record. NCBI's taxonomy places the organism in Eukaryota, Metazoa, Mollusca, Bivalvia, Myida, Dreissenidae. The transcript has 4 exons. The coding region runs from base 110 to 481 and encodes 123 amino acids.
UGUGCCGCUAACGAAACGCAUGCGCACACAAUGACGGGUCGUGAGUAUAUCUUUACAAGGGUAUGUUUCCAGUGAUCAUAAGUUGCUGGUCUUUUAGCAAAGAGGAAAUAUGGUUGGGACAAAUACAUUCGUUCUCGCAGGCGUGCUUGCAGUAUUGCUGUGCGUUUCCAGAGUGGAUGCAGCAUUCAAGUGUUACCAAUGCAUUGGUACUUCGGAUAGUGACAGCUGUUCGGACGAAUUUGAAAAAAGUUCAAGCUUGGAGAGUUCAUCAAAUUGCAAUGCCUGCACAAAGUCAAAAACGAACGGAAUCGUAACGAGAGCUUGCUCCCCAAUUUCACUUGGUGGGAACAAGUGUGAGGAGUCCAACGGUGUCGAGCAGUGCAUCUGUGAGAGUGAGCUCUGCAACGGAUCCAACAACCUGGCCGUCUCCGUGGUAACGCUGUUGGCUGCCACGCUCGCCGUCUACUUCGUCAAAUUUUAAUAGCUUCUUUACCCUUUCCCACUCUUGAUCAAAGUUAACAUGGUUAUAAGCACCCUGCAUAAAACCAGAGCAACCUGCUAGUAACUCGCAUUCUAUUCAGGGUAAAGCUGUAAACUGCUUGCUGCUCAUCAGUAUCUAAGGGUCGGGAAUUAUGACUUAAAAACUUGAAUUUAAAAAAAAGGUCUUAAGUUUAUUUUGCACACGCGUCAAAGUGCUUGCCUGAGUGGAAAAGGGUUAAGAUUGGGACGAAUCAUUUUGAUUUUAUGCUUUGUGGUAUACGUUUGUAAGAUGUGUGGAUGCCAAAAUAAAAUAAAAUUUUCUUGACAGAGAAAACUUGUUGAAUAUUGUAGUGAAAUGAUUUUCAUGUGUUUUUAUUUGUAUUUUAAAGGAUAUGAGGGCGUAUCUGACCAAAUAAACACUUAUAUAAAAUGUUUAACCGUACGUUCCCAACAUUAUUAUCAUAUGUAACGUCUGUCUAGUAAAGGUUUGCAUUUAAAUUAAACCAAAAAAUAAUUUGUUGUUCUGUCGGGACGGUUUACGAAAUAUCCCGUUGAGUUUUAUGGAUUCAAAAUGGCAUGAGGAGUCGCAAAGAAAAAACUGCAUUGUGCAUAACCUAAUUUAAGUCAUUUAUCCUUAACAUUAAUUUCUUUCAAAGUAUGCGUAUAAUUAUAAUCAAAUUCUAUGUUGCAGUUUGUGUUAACUGUUUUGUAUGGAUAAAGAGUGUAUCUUUUUCUUUUUUUUCAUACAUUUUGUACUUCACUUCUUUUUAAUACAUUAAAUGUAAAUGUCUUUUGCUCGUUAUGAUCAUUGUUUUAUUUUACCACUUAAGAUUACACUUAGAAUAUCCAUUAUAUGAUGUUUUUGUAAUAAAAAUAAUGGAAAGUUGCAAAUGAAUCAUUUUGAAACAAUGUUGUCUGUUCUGUGAUUCUUAUAUUUAAUUAAAAGUAGUUUAUGGAAUUAAAGAUGUUUCUAUGAAUAUA